Messenger RNA from Striga asiatica, 441 nucleotides. The record is from the annotation of a GenBank genome assembly. Lineage: Eukaryota; Viridiplantae; Streptophyta; Magnoliopsida; Lamiales; Orobanchaceae.
AUGGUAUACGGAUUAACCGUUAUGGGCUUCGAGUUGGCUACUUGCUUGGGCUUCAACGAAGGUAUAGCGCCACUUGGGCCUACAAAUAGUGGCUUCCCGUUAAGCAAAACUGUCCGGCUCUGCAACUUCCUAUCCAUUGGGCUCAAGUGGUAUUCUUCUCUGUACUCUCGUACGAGAUUAGGAACCAAUGAGAAGACAUUUGUCUUGAUUAUGGUAUCUGGACUUAGGUUUAUCAGAAGUAAAAAACUGAAGAGGAAGGUGUUAGUGAUACCAUCACGGCCGCUAUUGUAUACGCCUCCUGACUCUCCAAUCCAAGAAACCGUCUUUGUCGGGGAUAGCUUGAGAAGGUUGUGCAUUUGUUUGAACACUUCGGCCGCCUCGUCAAGAACAGUUGCAUUCAGGAUUUUGUUCUUGAGGUUCUCGUCGUACCCUAAAAAAUGA